AGAGAGAGAGAGAGAGAGAGAGAAGAAUGAGAGCAAGAGUAAGAGAAGAAAAAAGAGACAAGAGAUUAGGAGCGAAUGAUAUAGAACUGGGAGUGAGAGUAGCAUAACGAGUACUCAACAUAACAUUGUUAAAAAAAAGUGGCAGUGGCAGUAGGCGUUGACGUUUCGCUCAUCCGAUGAGCGCCGAACGCCAAACAUUAAAUUAUUCCCUAUCGUUAUUGCACGAAAAUUUUCCGCACUGUACAGAUCAAAAACAUAAGCAGCAAGACAGAGAGAAGAAUCUAGUAACAGUGAAAAUUUGAAGCCCAAUGUCAAUGGUCAACGACGACCGCUCCAAUAUGUCACAACAGCCACAAACAUCAGCAGAGGACAAUACAAAUUUAUCAGGUGCACAUUCCACAUUUUCUGGAGAUAAUGAAUCAAACCAAAAUGGAAAUACAAAUGAAAGCAAUGAAAUAAUUCAACAGGAACAAAUAACCUCAAGAGCUCAGGCUACAAUAAUGACAGAAUUAGGUAGCGAAGAAAUUCCUCCUCCAAAAUUAGACUUUUCUGCUCCACCACCAUAUGAAGUUGCAACAAAAUUACCAAGUUAUGAAGAAGUCGAACGUGAAAAAACCCUUCAAGGAGAAACAACACCACAAGCUCAUCCUCAAAUUCAUUUAUCCAAUGGUGUAAGAACACCCCAACAGCCAUUGACUAUUUUAGCUAUAGACACAGAUGGUGUUGAAGGUGAUCCAGAAAAUCGAAUGUUGGGAACAGAUUUUAUGUUCUUUACUGCUUUCUUAGUUGCAUUUCUAUUUAAUUGGAUUGGCUUUUUGCUAUUGAUGUGUUUCUGUCACACAAUAGCUUCUCGAUAUGGAGCACUAUCUGGUUUUGGACUUUCCUUAACCAAAUGGACUUUAAUUGUUAAACAUUCAACUGAUCUUGCAUCCCGUGAGAACUCUUGGCUGUGGUGGCUGAUUAUGGCUUUUGGUUUGUUGAUUUGCGUUCGUGCUAUUAUUCAAUAUUUAAACAUCAAACGAGGAUGGCGACUUUUGUCUGGCAGUGCUCAAGAGCGGCUACUUUUCUAUUACUGAGCUACGCAUGUAAAUGUCAAAACUAUUUCUUUUGUAUCAAAAAGAAAUUUUUCAAGACAAAAUACAAAAAUAAGAAAGAUAAAUGAAAAAAAUUCAUAAUG
Ceratosolen solmsi marchali is the source of this 1177-nucleotide messenger RNA. RefSeq names its product Nedd4 family interacting protein (gene Ndfip). Lineage: Eukaryota; Metazoa; Arthropoda; Insecta; Hymenoptera; Agaonidae. The transcript has 6 exons. The record is from RefSeq and is a predicted model, not a curated record. Gene Ontology annotation, biological process: vacuolar transport; positive regulation of protein ubiquitination; ubiquitin-dependent protein catabolic process. Gene Ontology annotation, cellular component: Golgi apparatus; endoplasmic reticulum; perinuclear region of cytoplasm. The coding region runs from base 309 to 1076 and encodes 255 amino acids. Gene Ontology annotation, molecular function: WW domain binding.